UAGUAACGUCCUUAAACAACAGAAACCUUUUCCUGCCCACCUCUGUGUAGAGAAAAGGAGAGUGGAAGAGGGAGGGUGCAACUGGGGCAUUGAGAGUGCUCAACUCAACUCUAAAUCUAUUCAUCCACAUAUGAAAGGUGUUUUCAAGUUUGAUACUACCAUAAACUAUACUCUAAUGGAGUUCACUAACGGAAACAUCAGAACGCCUACCGUGUUUUGCAAUUGCAAGAUGCAGCAUUGUCUGAAAACGGAAUUGUCUAUGAUUGUAAGGAGCAUGGUUCUCAGGUGGCAGGGAAUGGCCAGUUAGCUGCUGACAGACACACUACACUGCUACCAAACUUCCCAGGCCAGAUCAACUGGUCGAACCUCUUCACUCUACUGUAGAUAAAGCAUGGCGCCAAGACGGAUUUCUUCAGCCUCCUGAGGUUGAAGAGGCGUUGUUGUGCCUUCUUCACCACACCGUCUGUGUGGGCGGACCAUUUCAGUCUGUCAGUGAUGUGUACGCAGAGGAAGGAACCUUUCCACCUUCUCCACUGCGGUCCCGUCGAUGUGGAUAGGGGGGUCACCAUGGCUAAAGGAGGGAAGAAAGGAGGAGGUGCUAAGGGGAAGAAGGUGACUCUGAAGAUGGCCAAGAACGCUGUGCGUGUGACCACUGAUGGCCACCGCAGACUGGACCUCAGUAAUAUGGGGAUCGCAACCUUCCCCAAGUGUCUCCUCAAACUACCAGACCUCAAUGAGCUGGACCUCAGCCGCAACCAACUCAAGAAGCUACCAGACUUCAUUGGUGACCUGGUCUCGCUCAGCUGGAUGGAUCUCCAUAGCAACCAGUUGGACGCCAUACCGGAGACAGUCAGCCAAUUGGUGGCGCUGUCACACCUCAACCUAUCCAACAAUCGCCUGACCUCUGCGGGUCUACCCCCUUCGCUAGGCAACCUAGCCCGCCUACGGAGCCUCAACCUGGGCAUGAACCGCCUGGACACCCUGCCUCCCACCAUGGUGGGGCUUUGUAGUCUCCAAGAGCUGGGCCUGUUUGAUAACCUGUUCCUCUCCCUGCCUGAGUUUAUCAAGGUGUUACCGAGCAUUAUCAGACUCAACACCAAGAGGAACCCUUUGUCCUACGCCCAGGGAGACUCGGGAGCGACGAGGGGUGAAGGGGGGCUGGAGGAGGGGGUGUACCUGGCUAAGGAGGGGAGUCUAUGUGGGUCCUGUUUGGAGAGUUGCAAGAAGGAGAGGAGCUGGAUGCUAGGAGGGAGGAGGGACAGAGAAGGUAAUGCGGAGAGCAGGGGUGUGCCGUACUCCGGGCUGGUUACACCAAACUCAGUGGCCCAAGCCAAUCAGGAACAGUGGAGGUGAGGAGUGACCAAUAAUGGUCCAGGGAGAGGUUUGAUACUCAAGGACAGCCAAUGGACAACGGGAUAUAGUUCUACAUAGCCAAUGAGCAAUUGAGAACAGUUCUAUGAUGUGAUGAUUGAUCCAAAUAGACAGUGCUCAAACCAACAAAAUGGACAACAAUGUUGCCAUUGUAAUUUUCUAAUGAAUAUACUUUUCUAUUGAAGUCAGGUCAUAUCAAUGUACGUCACCUGGCACUGUGUCACUGUUUGUUUAGGUCGACAAUGAACAUUAGCUGAAUUUACAGUAUUUCUUAUUUUACCUGUGAAACAAUGAUUCCACAGGCCAUUAAGAGAGGUUGCCUUCAGUCUUUAUGUUGUAAAUUGUUGAAAUAAAGA
Messenger RNA from Oncorhynchus nerka (sockeye salmon), 1727 nucleotides. It is a transcript of the gene lrrc18a, whose product is annotated as leucine rich repeat containing 18a. The coding region runs from base 496 to 1353 and encodes 285 amino acids. Lineage: Eukaryota; Metazoa; Chordata; Actinopteri; Salmoniformes; Salmonidae. Gene Ontology annotation, molecular function: protein binding. The transcript is spliced from 4 exons. The record is from RefSeq and is a predicted model, not a curated record.